AUGUUCAACAGCUGUCCGGGAUAUUUAGACGAUUCAGGUAUUUGGAACAAUGGUUUCAGUUGUCAGCCAGUUAACAACCGAAUUCGCGUCUGUUGCGGCCCAGAAAAUCGACGUGAAUGUUGCUUUGCAGAUGAACUUACUCAUCGAUCUGAUUCAAUUCCUGCUUCCGAACUCUCGCUAUCUCCCUUAUCAGCAUCAUCGUCAUUAUCGUUAUUAAAUAAAAAUAACUCAAGUGUUGCAAUUCCACCUUCAACAUAUAUUCUUAUUCUUGCUGCAAUCGGUCUUGCCUUGAUCCUACUUAUCGUCUUACUCGUUGUCUUGGCCUAUGCUAUUCAUCGUAAAUUGAAUAGAUCGUCCUCAUCGUCCUCGUCCUCAUCUUCAUGUUCAUCAGAAUCAACUUCAAUUAACAAACACUGCCGUCGCUUAUCGAUUGUGCUCGCCAACUCAUCGAAAAGCGGUGCUAGUAGUCCUGUUCCUAGUACCUAUGUUGACUAUUGGCCGCGCACAAUCGUUUCACCGUCCGAUUGGACCUUGACGAGACCUUACACUUCAUUCAUAGGAGGGCAUCAAAGAAAAGCAACUGAUCGAUUGUCGACUUUUAUGAAAAUGAAAUAUGUUACACAAACAUUGCAUUCUUUUCUGUCAUUGUCGUUAUUUAACUAA
This is a messenger RNA of Adineta ricciae, 663 nucleotides long. The record is from the annotation of a GenBank genome assembly. NCBI's taxonomy places the organism in Eukaryota, Metazoa, Rotifera, Eurotatoria, Adinetida, Adinetidae.